Molecule: messenger RNA, 1722 nt
Organism: Emys orbicularis (European pond turtle)
Lineage: Eukaryota; Metazoa; Chordata; Testudines; Emydidae
Gene: ARSI
Product: arylsulfatase family member I
Exons: 2
Coding region: 1-1722 (573 amino acids)
Source: RefSeq, a predicted model, not a curated record
AUGGCUGUUUAUGCUCUCACAGGUUUCUCGCUAGUCAGCCUGCUUAGUUUUGGCUACUUGUCCUGGGAUUGGAUGAAACCCAGCUUGGUAACGGAUGUUUCCAUGGACCCAAUGGAGAAAUCGCUCCCUCCUGCCUUUUCCAAGCCACCUCACAUCAUCUUCAUUCUGACUGAUGACCAGGGGUACCAUGAUAUUGGGUACCAUGACUCAGACAUACAGACACCAAUGCUAGACAGGCUAGCAGCAGAAGGAGUUAAACUGGAGAAUUAUUACAUCCAGCCCAUCUGUACCCCAUCCAGGAGCCAACUUAUAACGGGCAGGUACCAGAUCCACACGGGCCUUCAGCACUCCAUUAUCCGGCCCCGGCAGCCCAACUGCCUGCCCCUGGAUCAGGUCACGCUGCCCCAAAAGCUGCAGGAAGCCGGCUACUCGACGCACAUGGUGGGCAAGUGGCACCUUGGCUUCUACAAAAAGGAAUGCCUGCCCACCCGGCGAGGCUUCGACACCUUUCUGGGCUCCCUGACGGGCAACGUGGAUUACUACACCUACGACAACUGCGACGGACCCGGCGUCUGUGGCUACGACCUGCACGAAGGGGAGAACGUAGCGUGGGACCAGAGUGGGAAGUACUCCACCUUCCUCUAUGCCCAGCGAGUGAGCAAGAUCCUGGCCACCCAUAACCCCAAGGAGCCCAUCUUUAUCUAUGUGGCGUUCCAAGCCGUGCACACGCCCCUGCAAUCCCCCAAAGAGUACAUCUACCGCUACCGCUCCAUGGGCAACGUGGCUCGGCGCAAAUAUGCCGCGAUGGUGACGUGUAUGGACGAGGCCGUGAGGAACAUCACCUGGGCACUCAAGAAGUACGGUUACUAUGACAACAGCGUGAUCGUGUUCUCCACGGACAACGGCGGGCAGACGUUUUCCGGGGGAAGCAACUGGCCUCUGCGAGGCCGCAAAGGGACCUACUGGGAAGGCGGGGUCCGCGGCAUUGGCUUUGUCCACAGCCCCCUGAUCAAACGCAAGCGCAGGACCAGUUGGGCGCUGGUCCACAUCACAGACUGGUACCCUACGCUGGUGACCCUGGCUGGGGGCAAUGUGUCUGAAGCCGAGGGCCUGGAUGGGUACAACAUGUGGCCGGCCAUCAGUGAGGGCAAGGAGUCCCCGCGCACUGAAAUCCUACACAACAUCGACCCCCUCUACAACCACGCCAAGCACGGCUCCCUGGCGGGCGGCUUUGGCAUAUGGAACACAGCUGUGCAGGCCUCCAUACGGGUGAGGGAAUGGAAGCUGCUGACUGGUGACCCCGGCUACAGCGACUGGAUCCCGCCUCAGAUGCUGACCAACUUCCCAGGGAGUUGGUGGAACCUGGAGCGGCUGACGGACAGCGUGCGCAAAUCCGUCUGGCUCUUCAACAUCACGGCCGACCCCUACGAGCGCGACGACCUGUCGGACCAGCGCCCGGACGUGGUCAGGGCUCUCUUGAAGAGGCUGGUCCAUUACAACCGGACUGCAAUCCCGGUUAGGUACCCGGCCGAGAACCCCCGGGCCCACCCGGACUUCAACGGUGGUGCCUGGGGGCCGUGGGCCAACGAGGAGGAAGCGGAGGAUUGGGAGGGAGGUGGCGGGCCGCUGAGAAAUAAAAACAAGAAGAAGAAGUGCAAGAUCUGCAAGCUGCGCUCCUUUUUCCGGAAGCUGAACACCAGGCUGAUGUCAAACCGCAUCUGA